Messenger RNA from Fukomys damarensis (Damara mole-rat), 1872 nucleotides. Its product is annotated as endogenous retrovirus group K member 10 Gag polyprotein-like. Bases 424 to 1752 code for a protein of 442 amino acids. NCBI's taxonomy places the organism in Eukaryota, Metazoa, Chordata, Mammalia, Rodentia, Bathyergidae. The record is from RefSeq and is a predicted model, not a curated record. Gene Ontology annotation, molecular function: zinc ion binding; nucleic acid binding. The transcript is spliced from 2 exons. Gene Ontology annotation, biological process: viral process.
AAAAAAUGGGAAUAGGAAAUAGCCGUAUGUUGUUUAUGCAUAUGUUAAAGAACCUUUUAAAGGCAAGAGGUAAAAAAGUUGAACAGCAGCAGCUUGUAAAAUUUUUUAAACAUGUGAAGGAUAUUUGCCCAUGGUUCCCUGAAGAAGGAUCCAUAAAUGUGGAAGCAUGGGAUAGAGUAGGGUGCUGUUUAAAAGAAUAUUAUUUAAAAGAAGGGAAAAAGGUGGUUCCCGCUGAGAUAUCUAGUUUUUGGUCGCUUAUUAAAGAAAGUUUAAAUCCAAAAUCUAUGCUUACAGAAGAGGAAGAUAAAGGAGGAGGGUUUAAUUCCCCCUGGUAUUAAGGAAUUAAGAGAACAAUUUAAAAAACAAACUUUAGAGAAAAUGAUUCAAGAAUAUCCUAGACAUUUUUAGAAUCCAUUUGUUGCUAUGAAUGAAAAAUCUGUAGAGCACGGUAAAAAUAAAAUUAAAGCUAAGCUUGUUCCAGAAAAGGUAGAAUUUGCUGCUUCACCUGGGAUGGAGCCAUCUGACCUUCAGGGACUUUUUCAACCAAAAUCCUGUAAUGGUUGGCGUCCCCUUUGUGUAAAUUCCCAGCCUUUUCUUUCCCCAUUACAGCAGAGCCUUAAACAAGCUUCUAUCAAUGGGGAGGAUUUGUCUGAUUUUCUUCAUUUGUUUCCUGUUUUUGAGGGAAUGGAUGGACAAGGAAAUAUGGUACGAACUCAUAAUCCGGUUCCUUUUAAACAAUUAAAAGAAUUAAAAAUGGCAUAUGCUCAGUAUAGCCCUAUUGCUCCGUUCACUCAAGCCUUGCUAGAUUCUUUGUCCACUGAUGCUCUCCCUCCAUUUGACUGGAAACAAAUUGCUAAAGCUUGUCUUUCUGGGGGUGAUUAUUUGCUAUGGAAAUCUGAAUAUACAGAACAAUGCCAGAGAAUAGCAAAUCUUAAUAGACAACAAGGAGAACUUUAUGCAAUUUAUGAGAUGCUAGCAGGAGAGGGACCUUAUGCUGAGGUUACUCAGCAAUUAGGUUUUCCCCCAGGUGUGUAUGCUCAGGUUAAUACUGCCGCUAAAAAUGCUUGGAAAAAACUUCCUUCAUCUGGACGAGCCUCAGAAGAUCUUUCUAAAAUUAGACAGGGACCUGAUGAGCCUUUUCAAAAUUUUGUGGAUCGCUUGUUACAAACUGCCAGCAGAGUCAUAGGAGAAUCUGAAGCUGGUAUAGUUUUAGUAAAACAAUUGGUUUAUGAAAAUGCUAAUUCUGCCUGCCAAGCUGCCCUUCAUCCUUUUAGAAAGAAGGCUGAUUUAUCUGAUUAUGUUCGUUUGUGUGCUGAUAUUGGCCCCUCUUACACCCAGGGUCUUGCCAUGGCUGCGGCUUUACAGGGAAAGACCAUCAAAGAGGUCUUAUUUCAGCAACACAGAAGUCCUCAGAAAAAGGGAAAUAAUAGGAAUUGUUUUGGUUGUGGUCAAGCAGGACAUUUGAUAAAAAAUUGCCCUCAACGAAAAGAAGGUGGGCUUUCUUCCAAGCAGCCUGGUUUAUGCCCUAGAUGUAAAAGAGGAUAUCAUUGGGCUAAUGAAUGUAAAUCUAAAAAAGAUGUCAUGCAACAGAUGGGAGUUUAUUUGUAUAGCCCUAAUCAAAAGGUUUCUAAUCAAAUGUUUGAUCAAGGAUUCUUGCCUAAUGUUGGUUUAGGAAAGGAAGGUCAAGGAAUUCAAUCUCCUGUGACUCCGACAGCCCAUCCUCCUAGACAAGGCCUGGGGUAUUUUCCCUAGGGGUCAUUGACAUUCCUGCACCCCAUGCAGAUCCAAUUGUCUGGAAAGAUGAAAAACCUGUUUGGGUUGAUUAAUGGCCUUUAACUAGUGAGAAAUUAACAGCUGCCGGACAGUUAGGAA